AUGCUUGAGCUCAGUGAGUCGCAAGAAGUGGUCUUUGCUGGCCGCUAUACGGCGGAACUUCGGGCGCUAGGUGAAGUUUCGGCGGUGUACCAUGGUGAGAAGUUCUCUCACCUUGCACAACCCGAACCACAUGCCAGUGACCAUCUCUCCAGGGAUGGGCAUGUUCUUCAGAAAGGAACCAUGAGCAGACCAGCGCUGAAUUUUCUUCGGCCGUACCUCCAACAGGCUAGCCGACCUCUAAGGCCAGAACAUGCGCGCGCAUAUCUCGCUCUGCAGAAGCGUUUCACACAAAGUGUAGCUGCUGGUGCAUACACUGGCCCGUACGAUGUCGAGAAACAGAAGCGACUUGAGCAUCUGGAGAAGGUGAAGCCCUUGGGUAAAUAUCACCCAAGGCUUGUACAUUCUUCAGAUGUCCAAAAUCUAUCGGUUCGCGACUUCAACGCAAAGUACGAUGGUAUACAGGAGACGCAGGCGGACAUCGUGUCUGUGUUCGGAAGGGUGCGCUCAGUCCGGCUGCUUAGCUCCAAGUUGAUGUUCCUUGAUAUUGAACGCGACACACAACGGCUGCAGGCCAUGGUAGAGUUGAAGAAGCUCACACCACAAAAGAACCUUGACGAGAGCUUUAAGAACUUCAAGAAGGUCGCGCGCAUUGGUGAUUGGAUUUCCAUCAGAGGCAAACCUACAAAGACAUUGACUGGACAACUCUCAAUCCUUGCCCUCGACGUGCCCCAAGUACUCGCGCCCUGUCUGCAUCAUCUCCCGGAGAAGAUCGACGAUGCUGAAACGCUCGCUCGACGACCGCAUAUCCACGCUCUUACCAGUGACGAACCCGGCGAUGUGCUCCGACUCCGGGCGCUCAUAUACGACUAUGUGCGCACAUACUUUAUACAGAGUGGGUUUCUAGAGGUGGAGACUCCGACUUUCGACGUGAACGCUGGAGGCGCAAUCGCGCGACCUUUCGAGACUGUCGCAAACGAGCUGUCCAACACACCAAUCAGACUCAGGAUAGCACCUGAGUUGAAUCUGAAACGGUUGAUCAUUGGAGGGCAGGACAAAAUUUUCGAGAUUGGUCGCGUGUUCAGGAAUGAAGGCGUGGAUAACACACACAACCCGGAAUUCUCUACGUGCGAAUUUUACGAGGUCGGAGCAACACUACCCACUGUCGUCGCUAGAACGGAACAACUGGUACACGGUCUUCAUACUGCAAUUGAGUCACUGAGGUCAACAUACUUCCCGACACUCGCAGCGCCGGAAGACAUCGACUUCACACAUCCUUUCGCACAACUGCCGUUUAUACCUACAAUUGAGAAAUCCUGCGGUCGUACACUGCCAGAUCUAUCGUCACCGAAUGCCUCCGAGGAACUUCUCCAGCUCUUCAACGAGCUUGAUCUCGCGAUUCCACCAAACCCAACUCUCCCACGGCUACUCGAUGCGCUUGCAGAGAUGUAUAUCGAACCUCUCUGCAAGAACCCGACCUUCAUUACUCAACAUCCAGAAGCCCUCUCGCCGCUGUCAAAGUCAUUUGUUGACGAAGCGACUGGACAACGCGUUGCCUCGCGCGUGGAGCUUUUCAUCCAUGGUCGCGAGUACGUCAAUGCAUACGAAGAGGAGAACUCGCCAUUUGAGCAGCGCAGGAAGUUUAUGCAGCAGCUAGACUUUCACACUGAGGGUGGAGGAGCCAUCGAUGAGAGUUAUCUCGAGGCACUGGAGUGGGGUAUGCCACCGACGGGUGGUUGGGGCUGCGGGUUAGAUCGACUUGUCAUGCUGUUUGCUAGCAAGAAGCGAAUCGCCGAUGUUCUACCUUUUGGAACACUUCGGAACGUUGUGAGUAUCUCCAAGAAGAAGUAA
Molecule: messenger RNA, 1848 nt
Organism: Pyrenophora tritici-repentis Pt-1C-BFP
Lineage: Eukaryota; Fungi; Ascomycota; Dothideomycetes; Pleosporales; Pleosporaceae
Product: LysU, Lysyl-tRNA synthetase (class II)
Biological process (GO): mitochondrial lysyl-tRNA aminoacylation
Cellular component (GO): mitochondrion; cytoplasm
Molecular function (GO): ATP binding; lysine-tRNA ligase activity; tRNA binding
Source: RefSeq, a predicted model, not a curated record